AUGGGGACGGAGGUUUGGUACGACUUGGUGGAGCAAAGCACGCGCCGGCGCCCGAAGCACACGGCGGCGGCUAUCGCGCAGCUUGCCGACCACGAGACGCUGUUGGACGAUCUCCGCCGCAAGAUCCAUCGAGACUGCCUCCUCACAGAUGUCGUCGCCGUGAAUCGACUGCUAGUCUUCGAGACUCGAGAGGCGUACGACUCGCACGCCGAACCAUUGGACGCUGACGCCCUUGUUGAAGGACUUGGCAGCUCGAGAGAGAAGGCGGUCGUCGUGGAGAUUCCGGACGCGAAGCAACCGGGUGCGACGCGAGCGCAAGAAGUCGUGCUGUCUAUGGCCAUUGAUGAGCCUCACGCUGCAGCCUUCCAGGCCUACGCCAUUGUUGCUGAACGCCUCAAGCGAUCCGAGGGUGUGGCGGCGAUGGAAGCAACGCUCGAGCGCGUGGACCAGUCUGGUAAUGGGCGCUUCGUCGUGCUGGAGAACUCGUCAGGCACCGGCAAGACGCAAAUGGCGUUCAACCUGACUGCGAGUGGAGUGUUUGACGUCUUUUACGUCUUGUGCACGCUUCCAGGGGACAUGGAGCAGUCUGUGUACCGAUCCUUUCGCAGUCGGACGAUGUCCUUCCUGGCGUGUAUCAACUUCGACGUGGGGGUCCUGCGAGAGGGCUCUGUGGCCGAGUUCCAAACCAGCAUACGCCUGCACCUGUAUGCCUUCAUCGUAGCAGCUCUGCGAGGUGACGACUCGUGCCAGGGCGAAGCUACGCGUGCUGAUGUGGAGGAGGUUCUUCGCCAGCGGCAACAGCGCAACGCCAAGCCCUUUGUCUUCUUCCUGGACGAGUUUCCUCGAGUCGGUUCCCUUCUGACUGGCCAGCAGCGCCAGCUUCGUGAGAAGGAGAUCCGGUCGAUGCGCAACGUGUUCCGCUCAUUCGGACUGUUGGUCGUCACCAGUUCGACUAACGGCACUGCGCGAACUCUUCAGUCGGUUGGUGAGCGCUCGAGAGUGACGUCGGAGUUUGGGCAAAGAACUCCAUGGUGUGAGGUGGUCCCUUCACUCCCGACUCUUGCUAUCCGCCACGCAGACGAGCAAAUACCCAGUGAGAUAAUGUGGAUCUUCCAGCACAGUCGUCCGUUGUUCGUUGAAUCAGCUUGGCACUACGUGGAGAAGAACCCUUACACGGGAGAAAACGCGGUCGAUCGGCUUGAGUAUCUGACCCGCAUGACGGCACACCUGGCCCCACGGUUCCGAGCUUUCAAAGAGAGGAGACGGCCACAAGAGUUUGAGCUCGGUCAGGCCUGUUUGCUCAUCGGAUCCAGCUACAAAGUGGUCGACAGAUGUGUCGACCUGGUCGAUAGCCACUUCGCAUGCUUUGAAGAGCGGGAGCCCUUCGAGCUCGAGCUAAGUGGCGCAGGCCGAUUGCUGAAGAAGGGGAAGGACUGGGAGGGCCGUUGUGAGUUCCCGCAGAUGGAGAAGGACUUGCUGCUUUAUCUGACGCUGACGGGGGGGGACCACGUGCAGCUUCCCUCUCGGCACUGGGGUUGCGAAGCCGUACUGCGUCCGACGAAGACCCCACUGUAUCGGAUUCUACAGCAUCCGUUCUUGGACGAUCCGAAAAAUAUCUGCAGACCUUCGCAAGCGAGUACAUGUACGCGCCUCAGUGCUCAAGUGAGUGCUGCUAUUGGCGUUGCAAGCCACGUCGGCGGCUUUUAUGGGGUGAAGUUGCCGGCUUUCUUGGGCAGACUGUUGUAUGAGCUGGGCGUGGCUGAACGGGCUGACACGAUCGUAGACUUCCCUCCACGCCGGACUACGAAUGGUGUCGAGAUGGACCACAGUGUGAACGCAGUGACAGUUCCGUUCCUGUCUACGCCGCAUACGCGUUGGCCGGAAGCGUUUUUGGAGACCUGGAAGGAUAGUCCUGCUCAAUUCGCCAACUUACUGUGCACACCACGGUCGAAGCUACUGGAUUUUGAGGCCAAGUCGACUGCUGAGAAUGACCAAAGGAUCCUUUCGGGCGUCGUAUUCGAUCGUUGCGGUGCGGUUUCGCUGAAGGAUCUUGAAGGUGUUCUCGCUGGUGCUCCAAACUCGACAAUUCACCUUGUGGUUGUGAAGACGCUGCAGAAGACUUACUUCACCAGAAGAUCUUCUCCGGCGGACGUGGCGGCAAAUGCCGAUGGAGAACCGGGCAUCGCUGCCUUGCAUGGAUUGACACUCGAGUCUGCUUUCUCAGGGACUCCUGCUGGGCUUCUGGAGAAUACGAAGCUGCAAUGCGCCGAGUUUUACCGCGUAACAAAAGAAUCUGAGCUGCAACCAUUUCAGGAGCUGAUGGAAGCGAGAUCUUCUGUGAGCAGCAUCUCUCAUCAUGACACUCGAAAGGAAAACGGGGCAGGCAGGGUGGUUCUCUUCGUCGAGGUCGGGGACUGGGGUCAAGCGAAGAAAAGGAAGCUGCCAGCUAACUACGAGUUAGGAGAGAAGCUUAGUAAGAUAAGGUCCUACUACUAG
Messenger RNA from Phytophthora sojae, 2496 nucleotides. RefSeq lists its product as hypothetical. The record is from RefSeq and is a predicted model, not a curated record. NCBI's taxonomy places the organism in Eukaryota, Oomycota, Peronosporomycetes, Peronosporales, Peronosporaceae. The coding region runs from base 1 to 2496 and encodes 831 amino acids. The transcript has a single exon.